UGGGACUCGAACCCAGAACCUUAGCUUAUGGAUUGAACCAUAGGAGAGCUACGCGCUACCAUUGCGCCAGCACACCAGCUAUGGGCAGAGAUGUGACUAAUACUCAUUAUAUACCCCGGUCAUUUUGGCACUCGUCUUGACGCGUUCUGUCUCGUCGCGUUUCAUCUCACAUCAACCUCACUCACUCACUGUUCCUUCGACCUUCACUAUCCCGAAAUGGCUGACAAUUCACACGAAGACGACCUCGAGCGUCUCAAGUCGGCGCUCUGGUAUGCCGUGGGCCAAAUCGUGGAUGAGUUCUGUAUGAGCCGCAACCGCAACGCGACGCCGCAAUUCAUCGGUGCCCUGACGGAGCUCGUGUGGACUCAAAUCGAAAACGUCGCCAUCGACCUCGAAUCAUUCAGCAACCACGCUGGUCGUACAACCGUCACCACAGACGACGUGCUUCUCCUCGCGAGGAAGAACCCCGAUCUGCAGACCAUCAUGGGCGAAUUCGUCGAGGCAAGGAAGGCAAUGAGCGCUAGCACAAAGGGAACGCAACGGGCAAAGAAAUGAUAUAACCUGGACCUCCUCAGAGGACCUAACGACUGAAUGAGAA
This is a messenger RNA of Emericellopsis atlantica, 598 nucleotides long. Its product is annotated as kinetochore component CENP-S-domain-containing protein. The record is from RefSeq and is a predicted model, not a curated record. Gene Ontology annotation, molecular function: protein heterodimerization activity; chromatin binding. The coding region runs from base 217 to 555 and encodes 112 amino acids. Lineage: Eukaryota; Fungi; Ascomycota; Sordariomycetes; Hypocreales; Bionectriaceae. The transcript is spliced from 3 exons. Gene Ontology annotation, biological process: resolution of meiotic recombination intermediates; replication fork processing. Gene Ontology annotation, cellular component: Fanconi anaemia nuclear complex; FANCM-MHF complex.